ACGGUCCAGUCUUCGGACGCAUGCCGAUGCCGACGCAGACGUCCAUGGAUGCCGCCAGGACGGUCGUGGUGACCGCCUACCAGGAGCUGCCGCGCCGCCGUUCCGGCAGCCACGGCGCGUCCUCGUCCAGGACGCGCUCGGCCUCGGGGGGCUACAACAACCGCCGGGCGAUGCUGCUCGCGUACGCGCAGCACCUGCGGCGGCGCGGCGGGCAGAGGUCGUCGUGUUCGGGGCCGCCGCGCGUGCUGGAGUGGGGCGAGUGGAAGCGGGCGGACGAUCCCGGCGCCGGCGCCGGCAACGACGACAAGGUGGUGGCGGGGCGGAGGAGGGGUUGCUGCGCCAGGCUCCGGCUGUGGGCACGGAUUUGGAUCAGGACGUUUUUCCGGCGCGUCAGGAGGAUCAGGGAGAACGCCUCGUGCAGGAAAGCGGACUGAACGGGUUGGUCAUGUACGGCAAUUCGACGAUACGAGGAGGAUGAGUUGGUUGUUCAUCGGCGAAUUAGCGCCUGCAUGCAUCUGCAUGUGUCCCGGAAUAGAACUCGUACGUGCAUCUCCACGUGAACAACAUGUGCACUUGACAUAACAAAAAGGCAGAUUGGUAGGGUAGGCCAGUGUUUGCGUAACAUUCUAAAAUUUAGACAUGAGUUUUUUUUUA
Messenger RNA from Triticum aestivum (bread wheat), 654 nucleotides. RefSeq lists its product as uncharacterized. The record is from RefSeq and is a predicted model, not a curated record. Bases 21 to 434 code for a protein of 137 amino acids. Lineage: Eukaryota; Viridiplantae; Streptophyta; Magnoliopsida; Poales; Poaceae. The transcript has 2 exons.